CAGUACAGGGAUCUUGGGCUGGUUCUGACAGUGUCUCCCGACAUCCAGUGGACCUGCACAAAUAUCGAAUUUCGCCUUGGAUCUGGAGUGAUCCUUCUGAUUUCUACACAGAUGCACGUAAUAGUAAACACACUCAGCACCCAUUCCUCCUCCUCCUCCGCCCACACACACGACGCAGCACCCUUUCCUCCUCCUCCACACACACGUACACAAAGCCUCCUGCCAAAUGGCUAAAUGGGAUAAAGGCUACGUAUGGAUGACAGAGAGGCUAAUCCCCUCUAUACCACCAGGACCAGCCUCCGGAGCCUUCAGCCUCUCUUCAAAUUAAAUCAAUCCUGACAGCUCUGCCUCCCUAAGUCCUCUCCCAGCUCACCUAAACCCAGUUCCAGAAAGAUGCUUCACUACUGAGGGGCAACAAGGCUGAGUCCAUCCUGAACUAUGUGAGAGCUGAGUUCAAUGGCAUCGUCCUGGGAGAUUCCCAUAAGCUGGAUGCUGCUGUGGAUCAGGGCGUGGAUUACAACUUCACCUGCAGCUUUGAGUGCUCAGAUGCUGCCCACACAUUAGAUGACAUGGCACACAAACCUGUCAUAUGUGAGCUACUACUAACUAAUCCAUUAUUAUGAUGAGUGCUGCUUGUUUCAGAUGUUAAAGCCACUAUUUAUGUUGACGAUUGAUCCAUAUCCUCAUUGUACCGUGUCUCCCUCGUUCAGCCAGUUGUUCACCAAUCCACGGUUGCUUAGCACAUUAAUCUGUCGUUGCCGUUGUCAUUUAGUGACAGUGAUUGAGGUCCUUCCCAAGGAGAAGAAGCAGAAGGAGGAGAAGACUGCAGUUAUAGGGCAAGCUAUAGUGGACUUGCUACCUCUCUUGCAUGGUCAGGUCAGCUUCUUCUCCACUGUGCUACUUCAUCCAACUCCUGGCUCACCUGCAGAGGCAGCCUCACAGGAUGGCAGCUGUAAACCAUCUCUAGACGUGACCGUCUGUGUUCCCGAGCCUCUGCUAUCCGGCGUCCAGCUGUCUGACUCCAACCUGCUGAAGGUUACUGUGGAGACAGCUUACUCUGUUCCGGAGGUGUGGAACCCUGUCUCUGGGUCUGGUCCUCUCUCCAGCUAUGUGGCUGCCCUGCAGGUUCCCCUCACUGCAGAGAAAGAGCAGGUGCUGAUGUUCUCCAAUGGGCUGCUGAAGGUGGGCGGGGAGAGUGAACCUAUGGGAAGACCCAGGAAGUGGCCCCUGGGUCCCCUGUUGGCUCCUGGAGCUCAGUUCAUACCAGGUGCCUCCAUGGAGGGAGAGCCCAUUGAGAUGGAGGAUGGGGAUCUCACCAGCAUAGAGGACAGGGAUUUCCGGAAAGAAGCGGAGACCAAUAAGAAGAGAGUGAGCUGGGACACAGAGCGUCGUUGCUUUCUGGAUGCAGAUGGUGCAGCCUGUCUGACCCGUAGGAUAGCAGAAAGCAGACUGUGGCCAGUAGAGGUCAUGAGGUCACCACAGGUUGGAGCCACUAAAGGAGGGAAGGCUGGCAAAGACAAGGGAGGUGAGGAUGAGACCCAACUCUCCUUCCAUGGAGUGGCAUACGUGGACAUGGCGCCCCUGUUGUACCCCGGGGCGAGGCGUGUCCGUGGAGCGUACCGGCUCUACCCCUUCUACGACUCUGACCUACUGGUCAAGGCUAAGAGAAACAUCAGUGUUCUGAGAGAGAGUAUCAGGGCUCCGGCCACCCAGGGCCGAGGUAGGGCCCCCUCCUCCGUAGGCUCCUGCAAGGCGGUCCCUAGUAAGAUGUUUGACGGCGGUCACAAGGGCGGGAAGGACACCAAGGAAUCGCCCAAAAGGCCCGGGACACAGGGGAAGUCAGCACCCAUUGGCACUGAUAGUGUGACGCUGGUUGAAACUGAACAGCAGCAACAAGUGAACACAGAGGGUCAGAUGUAUGCAGAUUCCAGAACCUACAUCAUCAUUGAAAUCGCUCUUGAGAAAUCGCUGGUGCCAAAGAGAUCACCGGAAGAGUUAGCCAAAAGGGUGAUGGAGCUGAUACCUCCUAGAGCUCCUUUGCCUCGCAGACCUGCUGGAGCAGAGAGAGCUGUGCAGGAGUACCAGGCCCAGAUAGCCAGUGUGGCAGGCCAGGUGUUGGAGCAGUACCAGCAGCUGUUCGGGCCUGCCUUCCUGCCCGGAGAGAAGCCUCUGGACCCAACCAGCCAGGAGCAGCGCAAGACCAAGCUCCUGGGAGAACUCAACUAUUCUGGGAAGUACUUUGCUUUCAAGGAGCAGAUUAAGUACUCUGUGGUGCGUAUCGUGAGGGAGAAGAUGCUGCGGACCGAGGCCUUCUCAGAUCCUGAGCAGCUGCAGGCCUUCCUCAGCCAGCUCUAUGUGUUCCUGGUGGACGAGAUGCACGUCGCCCUCAACAAGACGUUGUCAGUGGAUGCCCAGGAGACUCAGCCUCGCCCCCUGGUGGACUGUGCCCAGCUCAUCCACUUUGCCAAGGAGGCCCAGCUCAACGGGGACUACCAGCUAGCUGCCGAGUACUACCAGGAGCAGCUGACGCGUGACCGUAGCGACCCAGCCCACUGGUUUGACUACGGGGUGUUGUACAUGCUGACGGCUGACUACCAGAAGGCUGAGGAGUGCUUCCACUACGCUGUGUCCAUGGAGCAAACACACCUGCCCAGUUUGCUUAUGUGUGGUAUCCUGGCAGAGAUGGGUGGACGCCUUGAGGAGGCAGAGACAUUCUUUGAAGGAGCCACGUGUGUGGACCCGGCCAAUGUGGUGGCCUGGACUCUGUUUGGCCUGUUCUAUGAGGGCCAGGAGAACUCCAUCCAGACAGAGAUGGCCUUCCUGGAGGCCACCAAGCAGCAGAGGGCAGCCCUGGUGGUCACCCCACCCUGCAGGGUGGAGACAAGGGUGGAGUCACCAGACCUGGGAGAGGAGGAGCAGGAGGUGGCGAACUGUGAGUCUUUCACCAUCGAGCCAGACGUGGAUGGAGACACAGAAGCCAGUGUGGUGACCGGGUCUCAGAGCUGCCAGGGCAACAAGCCUGGGGAGGGAUACAAGGGAGGUGCUGAGGCUGAACCUAGUGCCAUGCGACACCUAGCAACCCCCACCAGACUAAACACCACCAUCUAUAUGGAGACAGUGCAGUUCCUGCUGCAGAACAACGCACUACAGAUGGCCCAGAGAGCGCUGGCCCAGGAGCUCUUGUGUCCAGGGGGGGGUCUGAGCAGCUCCUACCACCUGGCCCUGGCCCGCCUGCAGCUGCUCAGGGCAGAGUACGGCAGCGCCGAGUCCAGCCUGAAGGAGGCGCUCAACGACAGCUUUCAGGACCCAGAUGUAUGGGCGUUGUUUGGGCACAUACACCAUCUGACUGGGGAGUUUGGGAAGGCCCAGGAGUGUUACGAGAGGACCCUGGACUUUGUGACGGAUGCCACAGACACACACCCCAUCUACCUGCGCCUGGGAUCCAUCUACCUGCAGGAAGGGGAGUUUCAGAGGGCGAAAACGACUUACCUGCGCGCCUGCAAGAGCUCCCCCUCCUGCCUCACCUGGCUGGGACUAGGGAUCGCCUGUUACCGGCUAGGGGAGCUGACUGAAGCAGAGGAUGCACUGACAGAGGCCAACAUCCUGAACAAUGGGAACGCGGAGGUGUGGGGUUACCUGUCUCUAGUUUGUUUGCAGACGGGCAGAAGACUUGAGGCAGAGCAGUCCUACAAAUACGUCCUGAAGUUGAACCUGCAGAAAGAGGCAGUUCUUCGUGAGAUCAAGGCACUCCAAGAUCAUGUUGGCUUUGGAAAUCCAUGUUUCUGAAGAACAACUGCCGGCACCAUCAAUGAUUUAGGUUAAAACAAAGAUGAAUUGUAAUUCUGGUUGGUAAAUACCUAAUGGUUGGCAUCGCAAAGUGACUGUGAAUUGUGGAAGGAAUUACACAUCAAUGACUUGUACACUUGUCUGCAUCUUCAGCUGUAUCUGAUUAAAAGUUGUUACUUUUGCAUAAUGUAGGAUAUAAUAUUGUGACACAACAAAGAUGUGCAGAUCCAGAGAGAGUAUCUGUCCAGAGGUGGAAAAAGUAGUCAUUUGGCAUACUUGAAUUAAAGUAAAGAAACCAUGAUGAUAAUGACUAAAGUGAAAGUCACCCAGUAAAAUAUUGCUUUAGUAAAAGUC
Molecule: messenger RNA, 4140 nt
Organism: Oncorhynchus kisutch (coho salmon)
Lineage: Eukaryota; Metazoa; Chordata; Actinopteri; Salmoniformes; Salmonidae
Gene: cfap70
Product: cilia and flagella associated protein 70
Exons: 25
Coding region: 643-3786 (1047 amino acids)
Biological process (GO): cilium assembly; cilium movement
Cellular component (GO): motile cilium; extracellular exosome
Molecular function (GO): protein binding
Source: RefSeq, a predicted model, not a curated record